Messenger RNA from Triticum urartu, 2598 nucleotides. Its product is annotated as GTP-binding protein. NCBI's taxonomy places the organism in Eukaryota, Viridiplantae, Streptophyta, Magnoliopsida, Poales, Poaceae. Gene Ontology annotation, molecular function: GTP binding. The record is from RefSeq and is a predicted model, not a curated record.
CAUUCCCUGUCCGGCCCAGCUUUGAAAACCUCGUCGCCUACCUCUUUCACACUUCCUUCGAAAAAUGGGCGCCGCCGCCGUCCUCCUUCGCGCCGCCCUCCGCCGGAGCCGCCCCGCCGCGGCAGCUCUCCUCUUCCCCCGCACCCUUCCUUCCCCGCCAGUUCGGCUACCUCCCCCUCCUCUCGGUAAGAUUCCUCUCCCCUCUCAAACCAAACCCUUCAACCCUCCUCGUCUCACCGUCCAGCUCCCCGAUGCAGCCCGUGCUUCACCUCUCCUCCCGCGCCUUCCAUUCUCCGCCGGCAUCUCGUACUCCACCGUUGCAGAGAUAUCGGAGCCCCCCGCGAAGCCCAAGGGCAAGCCAAAGAGGAGCCCAAUGAAGCAGUCCCGCGUCGACUUCACCAAGGUGGACGCGGCGCUUCUCCCCACCAUCAUCCUCGUCGGCCGCCCCAACGUCGGCAAGUCCGCGCUCUUCAACAGAUUAAUACGGAGGAGGGAGGCAUUGGUGUAUAAUACACCUGGAGACCAUGUCACCCGCGACAUUCGAGAAGGAGUUGCCAAGCUUGGAGAUCUUCGUUUUCGCGUGCUUGACUCAGCUGGACUUGAGACUGCAGCAACAUCUGGGAGCAUUCUUGCUCGGACGGUUGACAUGACAGGGAAUGUGUUGGUCAGAUCUCAAUUUGCCAUUUUCUUGAUUGAUGUGAGGGAUGGCCUACAGCCACUGGAUCUUGAGGUCGGGCAAUGGCUACGAAAACAUGCAUCUGGUAUACAUACCAUUGUCGCAAUGAAUAAGUCUGAGUCACUUGAUGAGCAUGGAGUUUUGACCUCGGCUGCUGGAGAAGCCCACAGGUUGGGUUUUGGUGACCCAGUUGCAAUAUCUGCAGAGACAGGCCUCGGGAUGGCAGAGCUUUAUGAGACACUCAGGCCAUUAUUUGAGGAAUACAUGUUUCAGCUUCCAAAUAAUGGACUAAAUCAAGAUGACCCUACUUCCGAGGCUGAGGCCAAUGAAGGUGAUGAAAGCAAGCUACCUCUGCAGUUAGCAAUUGUGGGACGUCCUAAUGUUGGGAAGUCGACCCUACUUAAUGCCUUGUUGCAAGAACAAAGAGUUCUGGUUGGUCCAGAGUCAGGCUUAACAAGGGACUCCAUCCGGGCUAAGUUUCAAUUUGACAACAGAACUGUAUAUUUGGUGGAUACUGCUGGUUGGAUGGAAAGAGCGGGAAAGGAGAAAGGGCCAUCAUCACUAAGUGUGGUACAAUCAAGAAAGAAUCUGAUGAGAGCUCAUAUUGUAGCUCUUGUGCUUGAUGCAGUGAAGAUCGCAAAGUCAAAAAGUAGCGUGGAUCAUCAGGAAGUUAUGAUAGCACGGCAAGCAAUCGAAGAAGGCCGUGGACUUGUUGUGGUUGUCAACAAAAUGGAUCUCCUUAGAGAAAACCAACGGUUGUUAGAAAAAGUGAUGGAGGCUGUUCCUAAAGAAAUCCAGACAGUUAUUCCUCAGGUUACAGGAAUACCAGUUGUGUUCGUGUCAGCAAUGGAGGGCAGGGGGCGGGUUGCUGUUAUGCACCAUGUUAUAGAAACUUAUGAGAAAUGGUGUUUUAGAUUGUCAACUUCACGCCUGAACCGCUGGUUACGUAAGGUUAUGAGUAGACAUUCAUGGAAAGAUUCAGCCACACAGCCCAAAGUGAAGUAUUUCACUCAGGUGAAAGCGCGGCCACCAACAUUUGUCGCCUUUAUGAGUGGGAAGACUGAACUAUCUGAUACAGAUAUCAGGUUCUUGACAAGAUCUCUCAAGGAAGAUUUCAACAUCGGGGGAAUACCAAUCCGGAUCCUGCAGCGUUCUAUUCCAAGAAAAGUGUCGUCUUUCAAGAGCAAUAUCAAGAAAAGAGGAUCUACUAUAAAAAGGAUGAAAACAGACAAAAGAACAGAAGUGCCUGAUCCCACUCAGACAUGAUUUUACAAUGUCACCAAAGCACCUCCCGAUUCUCAGAGGACCUGGUAUUUGUGUACCAUUCAUAAGGAAGUCAUUAGUCAUGACCUGCAUACUUCCGUUGGAGUUAAAGAUGCAGAGGAAAUCCCUGUCAUUAUACAGACUAGCAGAGGAAACAGAAAGCUGCCGCCUACCAAGCACAGCAUGUGGACAGAAGAAAGUGAGCUUGAAGUGAUCAACAUUUAAAAGUGAGGAUCACUGCAAGAAGCAAGCUCAGCAUUUUCAAUUUGCAAAUAGGGCAUUUUCUCGUAGCAUUGGGAAGAGCUGAGCUCCAAACACCCGUGGUUAUGGUUGAAGACAGAACCUCUCAAUAUUAUGGUAGAGAAACAGGUGGUUGGUAUCUUGGAGCGUCGAGGUUCUUGUAAAUUUAUCGGACAAAGACAUGUCCAUUUCCCUUCUUGUAUUCUCCUAUAUAAAUAAGAGAAUGCUCCGACAAGUAUGAAAUGUUGCGGAUCAUGGCCAAACUACGAGUUAGAUGUGUUUACAUAAUGUUUUUUUUUGCGGGGGGUGUUUACAUAAUGGUUAAUGUACUCUUGCUGUAGAAGUUCCCGACCUGACCUGACAACGUUGUUUUUGAGAUGGACAAAUCUUUGUAAAGCUCGUCUGUUAUUUCCUUUGUA